UAAGAAAGCAAGGCAGAUUUCUUAAGGGGACUGGCAUUCACAAUGAAAUCAAAGCCUCGCACGCUUCUGUUACCUGCUUUCAUUCUUUAAAAGCGUAGGGGGGAAGGCGAAAGAAGGGGGAUUUUGAAAACGGAAUAACAUUAAUGCAACGCAGUAACGGAAAUGAAUCCCUAACGCACAGGACAAGCUCAAGAAGGCAGAAGAUCAUUGUGGCUCCCCCUUCCCCCCCAGCAACCCGAGAUGAAACCUUGGUGGUUACAUAUAGCACUUAUCCUGAGCCAUGUUCACCUUUCACUGGAGGCCCCUGCCGUUCUCUCCACUGAUAAACCUCCAGAACUGGGUGUGUUUCAGGUCACCGACACAACUUUGACACACUUGACUGUUCACAGGGUGACCGGAGAUGUGUUUGUUGGCGCUAUAAACCGAAUCUACAAGCUCUCUGCAAACCUGACUGAGCUUCGUGUGCAUGUUACAGGCCCGGUUGAAGACAACAGUUGGUGUUACCCUCCUCCCAGUGUCCGUUCCUGCACUCACAAGCUUGCUGCUUCUGAUAAUGUUAACAAGUUACUUUUGGUGGAUUAUAUGGGAGAUCGUCUAGUGGCUUGUGGUAGUGUGUGGCAAGGUGUUUGUCAGUUCUUAAGAUUAGAUGACCUCUUCAAAUUAGGUGAGCCACAUCACAGGAAGGAACAUUACUUAUCUGGAGCUAAAGAAGCAGAUGGCAUGGCUGGGGUAGUGGUGGUCAAAGAAGACAUUAAGACUGCAGACAAAAAAGGAAGCAAGAAGGGUAGCAGCCAUCUUUUUGUGGGUGCAGCUAUAGACGGAAAAUCGGAGUAUUUCCCUACCCUUUCUAGCCGUAAGCUUGUGGCUGACGAGGAAAGCGUUGAAAUGUUUAGCCUGGUCUAUCAGGAUGAGUUUGUUUCUUCCCAAAUCAAGAUCCCAUCAGAUACACUCUCCCUUUACCCUGCCUUUGACAUCUACUAUGUUUACGGCUUCUCUAGCCGUAGUUAUGUGUAUUUCCUAACCCUGCAACUGGACACUCAGCUCACUCAGCUGGAUGCUGGUGGAGAAAAGUUUUUUACCUCCAAGAUUGUCCGCAUGUGUGCUGAUGACUCAGAGUUCUAUUCGUAUGUGGAGUUCCCAUUGGGUUGCACCAAAGAUGGUGUGGAAUACCGCCUUGUGCAAGCUGCAUAUAAGCACAGGCCUGGGAAGAAGUUGGCACAGGCUCUUGGUCUCUCGGAGGACGAUGAUGUUCUGUUUGUGGUGUUCUCGCAAGGCCAGAAGAACCGUUCCAAUCCACCUAGGGAAUCUGUUCUCUGCCUGUUUUCCCUUCAAGAUGUGAACGAGGCCAUGAGGGAAAGGAUCCAGUCUUGCUAUCGUGGAGAAGGAAAGCUAUCCCUGCCUUGGCUGCUCAAUAAGGAGUUACCCUGCAUUAAUACGCCUAUGCAAAUUGAUGACAAUUUCUGUGGCCUAGUCCUGAAUCAGCCUUUGGGGGGCUUGCGUGUCAUUGAAGGAACACCGCUGUUUGAAGACCGAUCAGAUGGGAUGGCAGCUGUGGCUGCCUACACAUAUGGGGAACAUUCUGUAGUGUUUGUGGGAACACGAAGUGGCCAUCUAAAAAAGAUUCGAGUGGAUGGUGUACCAGCUGCUUCCCAGAAUGCACUGCUGUAUGAGACUGUACCAGUAGUGGAAGGAGGAGCUAUACUGCGAGAUAUGGCCUUCAGUCCUGAUUUUCGUUAUAUCUACCUGCUCAGUGAAAGACAGGUGAGCCGGGUACCUGUUGAGAGCUGUGGACAGUAUCCAACGUGUCAGACCUGCCUGGGUUCUGGAGACCCACAUUGCGGAUGGUGUGUGCUACACAACAAAUGCUCCCGACAGGAUGAGUGUGAAAAGUGGCAAGAAGCUCGCCGAUUCACCAGUGAGCUUAACCAGUGUGUGGAACUGACAGUGCAACCCAACAACAUCUCUGUCACUGUCUCCUCUGUACAGCUAACUCUUAGAGUGAGGAAUGUCCCUGACCUGUCCGCAGGGGUGACGUGCUCCUUUGAUGACUUGACAGAGAGUGAAGGCGAAAUCAUCUCUCGGGGUCAAGUUCUCUGUGUGUCCCCAUCAUUGCGUGAUAUCCCCUCUCUGGCCCACAGUCUCGGAGACCAGAAGAGUGUGAAGCUCUCUCUGAAAUCAAAGGAGACUGGACGCACAUUUGUAAGCACAGAUUUCGUCUUCUACAACUGCAGCGUACUGCAAUCGUGCCUUUCCUGCGUGAGUAGCUUGUACCGAUGUCACUGGUGUAAAUACAGACACAUCUGUACUAACAAUGUGGCCGAAUGCUCUUUCCAGGAAGGCAGAGUUAGCAGCACUCAGGGCUGCCCUCAGAUUAUUCCAAGCAGUGAUAUCCUGGUUCCUGCUGGCAUGCCCCGUCCCAUCACUCUGCGGGCACGCAACCUGCCCCAGCCCCAGUCAGGCCAAAAGAACUAUGAAUGCAUCUUUAACAUCCAGGGAAAAGUCCAGCGGGUGCCAGCUGUGCGCUUCAACAGCUCCUGCAUUCAGUGCCAGAACACCUCGUAUUGGUACGAGGGUGAUGACGUUGGGGACCUGGCUGUGGAUUUCUCAGUGGUGUGGGAUGAAGAUUUCUUCAUUGACAAACCAGCAUCCAUGAAAGCUUUGUUGUACAAAUGUGAGGCUCAGAGGGAGAGUUGUGGGAUGUGUCUGAAAGCAGAGCCCAGCUUUGACUGUGGAUGGUGCCUGGCAAAUAAGAAGUGCCUCCUGCGACAGAACUGCCACAGCCCAGAACUCAACUGGAUGCAUCCAGGCCGGCGAAAUGUGCGCUGCAGUCACCCCCGCAUCACCAAGAUUUACCCAUUAACUGGUCCAAAAGAAGGUGGCACACGUAUUUCAAUUUCUGGAGAGAACCUGGGCCUCCAAGUCCGAGAGAUCACCCAUGUCAGAGUGGCAGGUGUGCACUGCAAUCCCGUCCCUUUGGAGUACAUCAGUGCAGAAAAGAUUGUUUGUGACAUGGAAGAGUCACUCCUUCCCAAUCCUCCUGGAGGCCCUGUGGAGUUGUGUAUAGGAGACUGCAGCGCAGAAUAUCGUACUCAAUCUCAGCAGAGUUACAGCUUCGUGACUCCCACCUUCAAUAAAGUGUGGCCAGAGAGGGGUCCUGUAUCCGGUGGUACUCGUCUGACAAUCUUGGGGAAGCAGCUGGAUGCCGGCAGCUCUGUCACAGUUUUUGUAGGACAGGAUGAGUGUCUGUUUAUCAGGAGGAGCGUUCGAGACAUUGUGUGUUUUACUCCAGCUUCCUCCGCUGGCUCAGGCCCCACUGUCGUCAAGCUGUAUAUUGACAAGGCUGAGGUGAUUAAUCCUGAGGUGCGGUAUUUCUACACAGAAGACCCCACUGUGCUCAAAAUUGAGCCAGAAUGGAGCAUUUUCAACGGCAGCACUCCAAUGGUUGUGAUCGGUACAAACCUGCUAACUAUCCAAGAACCAAGAGUGAGGGCCAAAUAUGGAGGCUUUGAGACCAUAAACGAGUGCCAUGUUGUCAAUGACUCUGUGAUGACUUGCAGUGCCCCUGGAAUUUUGUACACAAAGAGACUGCCUCCAGAAUUGGGUCAGCGGCCAGAUGAGUUUGGCUUCAUUUUUGAUAAUGUCCAGCAAUUGCUUUCUCUCAAUGGGACCCCUUUCAUUUAUUAUCCAAACCCCUAUAUUGAGCCAUUUGGCAAUGCUGGGAUCCUGGAGGUGAAGCCUGGUUCUCCUAUCAUCCUGAAGGGCCGCAACUUAAUACCCCCUGCUCCUGGAAACACCAGAUUGAACUACACUGUACUGAUUGGAGAAAAGCCAUGCCACCUAACCGUGUCAGAAUCUCAGCUUCUUUGUGAAUCACCAAACCUCACUGGCGAGCACCGCGUCACGAUCCAAGUAGGAGGGCUAGAUUUUUCUCCAGGGAUACUGCACAUCUACUCCGACAGUGCUCUCACACUGCCCGCCAUCAUUGGCAUUGGUGCUGGAGGUGGAAUCCUGCUGAUUGCCAUCAUAGCUGUACUCAUUGCAUAUAAGCGUAAGACAAGAGAUGCUGACCGUACACUUAAGAGGCUGCAGCUCCAAAUGGACAACCUGGAGUCACGGGUAGCUCUGGAGUGUAAGGAAGCUUUUGCAGAACUGCAGACGGAUAUUCAGGAGCUGACCAAUGAUAUGGAUGGUGUCAAAAUCCCCUUCCUUGAGUAUCGUACCUACACCAUGAGAGUCAUGUUUCCUGGCAUCGAAGAACAUCCGAUUCUUAAAGAUUUUGAUUCCCCAGCAAAUGUUGAAAAGGCCCUGCGUCUGUUCAGCCAACUCCUCAAUAAUAAGAUCUUCUUGCUUAUCUUCAUCCACACCCUGGAGGCUCAGCGUUCCUUUUCCAUGAGAGACCGUGGUAAUGUGGCCUCCCUCCUUAUGGCAGCACUACAAGGCCGCAUGGAGUAUGCCACUGUGGUGCUCAAACAGUUGUUGGCUGACCUCAUCGAGAAGAACCUGGAGAACCGCAACCACCCAAAGCUGCUGUUGCGCAGGACGGAGUCUGUUGCCGAGAAGAUGUUAACAAACUGGUUCACCUUCUUGCUUCACCGCUUCCUGAAGGAGUGUGCUGGGGAGCCGCUCUUCAUGCUAUACUGUGCCAUCAAGCAGCAGAUGGAGAAAGGCCCAAUAGAUGCCAUCACUGGGGAGGCGAGAUAUUCUCUGAGCGAGGACAAGCUUAUCCGGCAGCAGAUUGACUACAAGCAGCUGACCCUGAACUGCAUUGCGCCGGAUGGGGAGGUCGGCACAGAGAUCCCAGUGAAAGUUCUCAACUGUGAUACGGUGACUCAGGUCAAAGACAAGCUCCUGGAUGCUGUUUACAAGGGGAUCCCCUACUCCCAAAGGCCACAAGCGGAGGACAUGGAUUUAGAAUGGAGGCAGGGCCGACUAUCACGGAUAAUUCUGCAGGAUGAAGAUGUCACCACACGAAUUGAGAAUGAUUGGAAGAGGCUCAAUACUCUAGCGCACUAUCAGGUGACAGAUGGAUCGCUUGUGGCCCUUGUUCAGAAACAGGUUUCUGCAUACAACAUCGCCAACUCUUUUACCUUCACACGCUCCCUGAGUCGAUACGAAAGUCUCCUACGCACAUCCAGCAGUCCUGAUAGUCUACGGUCAAGAGCACCCAUGAUCACACCUGACCAGGAAACCGGCACCAAAUUGUGGCAUCUUGUCAAAAAUCAUGAACAUUCAGACCACCGAGAAGGGGACCGGGGCAGCAAGAUGGUGUCCGAGAUCUACCUCACACGGCUGCUUGCAACAAAGGGGACACUGCAGAAAUUUGUGGACGACCUCUUUGAGACAGUCUUUAGUACGGCGCACCGGGGCAGUGCCCUUCCUCUUGCAAUCAAGUACAUGUUUGACUUUCUAGACGAGCAGGCUGACAAGCGCCAAAUCAGUGACCCCGAUGUACGGCACACCUGGAAAAGCAACUGCUUGCCUCUAAGGUUCUGGGUGAACGUCAUCAAAAACCCUCAGUUUGUCUUUGACAUCCACAAGAACAGCAUCACGGACGCAUGCCUGUCGGUGGUGGCGCAGACAUUCAUGGACUCUUGCUCUACCUCAGAGCACCGGCUGGGCAAAGACUCGCCGUCCAACAAGCUGCUAUAUGCCAAGGACAUCCCAAAUUACAAGACCUGGGUAGAGAGAUACUACAGGGAUAUUGCCAAAAUGCCGACAAUCAGUGACCAGGAUAUGGACGCCUAUCUGGUGGAACAGUCUCGUCUCCAUGCCAAUGAGUUCAACUCCUUGAGUGCACUCAAUGAAUUGUACUUCUAUGUCAGCAAGUACCGAGAAGAAAUUCUGACUGCCUUAGACAGAGAUGUCUACUGCCGGAAGCACAAACUACGUCACAAGCUGGAACAAGCCAUCAACCUAAUGUCUGGUAGCAGUUGAGGUCUAAGGUGUAGCAGCCUCGCUGGAAAUAAAACAGGAAUGUGCCAUAUUAAGAAAAUAAAAAAAACGCAACAAUAAUAAUAAUAAUAAUAAUAAGUGUAAAGAAGCCCUGGGCCCGGAUCCGCCUGGGCGAGCCUGUAGCAGUGAUGAGGAGCCACGACUUGGCAAACAUUCCAGGAGUUGUGCGAUGGGCCAGCCUUUUCGUUUUUCUAUCUUUUUUUGUCAGGGUGAUGCACACUUUUGGCCCAGUGUCAUUUCAAAGCUACUGUGUCCUGUGGGCUUUUAUUUUGUGAUUAGUUUGGUAGACUUGGCUCAAAACAGGCCUGAGCAGCCAGAGGCAGAUUUGUGGACAAUUUGGUCAUCUCUCUCUCUCUCUCUUUUUUUAAUGUAAGAGGUGGACUGCUUUCUGUAUGGACAGAUUUGUGCCAAGGAAAUCACCAUCAGUGUGACAUGAAGGCUUCAGGAUGUGCCCAGAAAUGUGUGCGAAGGAAAAAGUGGUAAGGGGAAGGAUGGGGGUGAAACACUGUUUACAGAAAGUCGGAGACACCAGCUGCCAAAGAAAAGCGCCAGACCUUUAGAGGCUGCUUCUUCACCCGCUGUGCCCCUCCCAAGCUCAGGGUGGCACAUACGAGCUGCUUGCUGCAUUUCACAUCCAUCUGCUCCUCCCUGUUCAAUUGAAGGUUAAUGAAUUAGAAAAUAAUUUCCGACACCAAGGGGCUGUGAAACUUGAAAAGCGCAAAGGUUGGGGGGACGCUGGACAGAAAUUAUUGGAUUAGGAAAAUUUGAAACAUUUUAAGAUAAAAUGCGAAAGAAAAUGAUUACCUAGAAUUUUCAGUGGUUUGCCUUUCCAGUGUAUUUACAAACUUACAUGAAUUAUUAAUUGGUAUGUAAAACAACCAAGAGUGGGGCCCUAAACCACUUAGAAUAGGCUCUGAACAUGGGUAGAAAAAACAUAUUUUUUGCUGUAAUGGUAAAAUGAGUUUAGAGUGUCCGUGGGUUGUUUUUGGUGUAUCAGUCUGGAUACUUUGAUCCUCCCAUUUUGUUUUUCUGAGCCCCCAUAUUCCGUUACACAGCACAGCGUUAUAUGCAAGAUGGGUUCUACCUUGGACAGGCACACUCCUGCUCAGAUGCACAUCCACUCAUACUGGGAUUGAAGCUUUCAUUAAAAUAGGAUCCACUGCUUUUUCAUGCUGUUUUUUAUUAAACCAAUUGUCUGUUUUAUUUAUUUAUUUUUUUCCAAAUUAAGAAUUUGAAAUAGUUGACUGUUUCAUUACAGUGAGUAGGUGAACAUUUUGCCUUCAUUUUUUUGUUAUUCAUUUUUUGUUCUUGUAAAAGAAAUGGCAAACAUCCAGUUGUGUUAAGGCUGUAAACGUUCACCGUGUCAAGUGAUGUCUAAUUAUAAAGGGGAAAACAAAUCCCCCACUGCCCACCAGCCAUCCCUACGUUAAUUUGUAGCAUUAGAAUACAUCCAGCGUGACUGUGUGUCUGGUACUAUUGCUGUCCCCGACACUCAACAUGGACAGACUGAACUCCUGCUGGACUUUUGUUAGACCCUUUUGUGAGAGUAUGAAGAAGAGUGAAUUUGUUGUUUCACUGGCUGCUGUGCAAUUGUUUCAUUCCAAGAGUCAGGGAGGUGGACACGAUUCUUUAUUUAAGCACUUUGCCGUAUAUAUCAGGGGCUCCAAAGUUCAGUCCUAGCGGACCACUGUGGCUGCAGGUUUUCAUCCCAACCAGCUUUUCUUUUACUUGAACUCCUAACAUAAUUAAACAAGCUCUUAUGUCCCACUCUCAGUGCUUACAAAAAAGACAAAACUGGGUUUCUGAAUUUCUAUUAGUAAACAUUUACGCAUGUUACAUGGCGAUACAAUCUUUAUUUUUCAGAUUUUCAUCAUCCUUAUGGUGAUUUUCGUUCCAGUUUUCCAGAUGUCCUGGCAUUUAUUUAGUAAUGAGCACACUAAUGGGUCUGAUACUCAAGUACCUGCAGCCUGUCACCAUUCUGUGUUGUCUGUUCUGGUGUCUGCCUUAUUCAUUGUUAACUGCCAUUAUUAGAAUGCGAUUAAGGGAGCAUAAAAGAUGUCUAAUAGGAAAAUGAUAGAGAGAGAUAAGUGGUGUGGCAAAGAUUCAGAUGUUUCAAAAUUUAUUAUAAAUGGAAAUCUCAUACUACUGUUCUUUUCUGAAUGCGGAAUAAGAGAAGAAAAAAUAAAAGACUAGCUAAUUAAACAAUGAGGCCAGUUCAAGGUAAAAUGGCUGACUGAUUGUGAAAGAGGUUUUGACAAAAACUUGCAGCCACGGUGGUCCUCCAGGACUGAACUUGGGUACCACUGCCCUCGAUGAUUGCGACAGCAUAUCAGCAGGAGUUUGCCUGUAAAGUCAUUUGCACAUAGGACAGAUAUCCGCCCCACCAUGUUCCCCUACUUCAGCCUUCUUCUCAGUGUGUAGUGCAGCUCCCUAUGUGUGAUGGUCAGCACACCUCUGCUGCAACAUUACAGGCCUCCAGGCAAAGCAGUGCACUGGGGCCCGUACCUACACGACCACUCAUCAAGUCACAACAUACAUAGAUUAGCAUGGGGACCCCGGGCAACUGCCCAGCGUGCCCAUGCGUUAAGAUGGCCCUGCUCUGCAGCUGUUUGGUGAGAGGAGGACCCAAACCUCUAUCCAGCUCAAGAUCAGGGCCCGUUUACACCUCUGGUUGCAUUGGAAAGCCAUUUAGAAGUCCUCAGAGCAGACCUUAACAAUAGAGUGAGAAAAAGAUGCUCUCAUCAUUUGGAGGUGCAAGAGAGUUUGGCCUAAACAGACUAUAAGAAGCCAUUGCCCCAUCUAUGUUUUAUACCAGCAGCACCUCAGAGAGCUUAAGAUUGGCAUCUGCCAUCCUGGCCACCUGAGGCUGAGCGGAAAGGCAACGCCAAAGGCAAGCAUCAGUUGCCAUCACCCCAUCCACAGUAGGGAGGCACGUCUUGGUGCUGCUCCCAUUACAUAUUGCGGAUGGACAUGUCCACCAGACCUGGCAUUUUUCCUCUCAGGUGUAAGUGCCUGUCAUCUGUGAAAACUGAGGGGCCUUUGGUUUUCGAGUAAAGCGAGCUUUUUCUCUGCCUUGCAGGAAGAUAAUCAUUGAGUGUGCUUUGCUCAUUCACACUUUCUGCAUAACAAACCUUUCUUACGUGGUUAUUAUUUUUUUUCUUCCUAACACUUAAGACUCCAUCUGUUCCCCAUCCUGAGACUGUGUGAGUGGUGAAGAUAUUCACGUUCAGUUUUUUUCCUUGGCAUUACCCAAAUGUCAUGCUGCUUCUGGCUUGUAUACAGGUAAACCCUGAAGACAGAAAUUCAAAAAAAAAAAAAGAACUUGCAUUUACUCCAAAAAUUGACACCAAACAACGAAUCUGGUAAAUCCACUGGUAAAUUGCUGCCUCAACCUACUUUUCUGGUCCACUGCACUGGUGGGGUCUGCAUUUAGCCAUUUGCUUCUAACUUAAUUGUCUUGGUGCUAAGGUGAUUUUGUCUCAACUUGUCUCAAUGUUGACUAAUCAGUUGUAACGAUCAAAUGUCUUGAACCACAGACCUUCAUGUAGCAGAUUCACUUGUUUUGUGCCUUUUAAGCAGAGCCACUCAGUAUAAGCGUGUGUCCAAACUCCAGACAUGCUGAAAGAACUGCCUAUUGCCCGUUCCUAUUUAGAAAGCCCAUUUAAUAUUGUUGGGUCCUCCACAUCAUCACAUGGUAGCACCUGUUCAGCUAUAAUGGAGACAGGAGACAUUGCUUGAGAUAUGUUGCGUUGAUGUGACUCCUACACAGGGCCUAUGCCCACACGUCCUCCAUCUUGCAACGUGAAAAACAUGUGGUCAUACUUUCCUCAUGUUUCACUUUAUCAUUUGCGAGUUACGUGUCAUGUCACAUAAAUAAUAACUCCCGACAUCUUUUCCAAUGCAGGAGUCAGCUUUCAUGAGAUGUUCCAAGCUUGGUUCACUAGUGAACCUCCAAGUAAAUGUGCCUGAGCUAAAAAAAAAAAAUGGAAUUGGUGCCACCAUUAAACAGUUCUGCGGGUAUCCUCUUUGUCCUGGCUGUAAUACUCAUCUCCAUAAACAUUUAGGAAGUGUCCUCUUGCGCACACACUACACACAUUUACCCAAGCAGCUCAGAGUGCAGCAGCGACCCUUCCACUCCCACGUCACCAACUAGAACAGCCACAGCACAAGAGGAAGCAGAGCAGACCCACAGGCUGCCAAAACGCUCGUCUUUGAAGGACACGGGCCAGUCAAGGCACAUCGAUGUAGGACAGAAUGGUGUUUCUGGGUGUUUCCUCUUUUUCCUUUUUAUUUUAUUUAUUUUUAUUUUUUUUUUAAAUCGCCUUUCAGUCUGUAUUUCAUCCAAAAAAAAAGAAAAAAUAAUCGUAAUGCGUACUCGAGACCAGUUGGGUUUAAAGCUAUUUAAAUAUGUUCUAAUGUUAUAAACUUGUUUACAAUUAAAAUUAAAAAGGAAUAUAUUUAUCUGCGUCCUAAGAAUAGGUUUUUAUUAUUGCUCUGCCUAACUCUUUUUUAAAUUAUUUAGUUUUAUGUUUUUUUUCUUUUUUAAAUUAUUUCCUGUUUCUAUGUUUUUGUUUUGUUUAUAAAGUUGUAGAAAUUAAUUAAUGGAAUCAUUUGCUGCAGUGAACUGUUAUGUAAAUAAUUGCACUUUUUAUUUGAUCCAAAAGGUUUUCAAAUGAUGGGAUCUUAACUUAUGUUAAAAAUGAGCAUGGUGUUUUGUUUUUGCUAAUAAAAGUGGAUGAAUCGA
Erpetoichthys calabaricus (reedfish) is the source of this 10696-nucleotide messenger RNA. It is a transcript of the gene plxna3, whose product is annotated as plexin A3. The record is from RefSeq and is a predicted model, not a curated record. Gene Ontology annotation, molecular function: protein binding; semaphorin receptor activity. Gene Ontology annotation, biological process: positive regulation of axonogenesis; regulation of cell shape; negative regulation of cell adhesion. Lineage: Eukaryota; Metazoa; Chordata; Cladistia; Polypteriformes; Polypteridae. Gene Ontology annotation, cellular component: semaphorin receptor complex.